GGCUUGCCACAGGUCUGGAAAGUCAAGGAAAAGUCAGGGAGAUUCUGUGCACUGAACUAAUUGGGCCUAUGACUAAUAAAAACAGUUGUUUGAAUUUUAUUUGUGGAUUUGAAUACAAAUUUUUAAAAUAAACUAGUUGUUUUGAAUGGAAUUACAACCUUGCUGUUUUUAGGCAAAAAACUCGGCAGAUUAGCAAGAAACUUCGCAAAUUGAAAAUUGAAAAAUGAUGGUACCAAGCCUUCGAAAGGUCCUGGUUUUUUGUAUAAUUCCAUAUGUGGUUUGUACCAAUUUUGGCCCUCUCGGUGGAGGGACUCACAGUGUGGAAUCUGGGAGUGAGAAAGUAGGCUCUUUGAAAGACUUUACGAAUCACAAAAGUGGUUCCGAAUAUCUUGCCCAGGAAAAGGCAAGAACGACGAAGGAGGGUAGUUCUGAGUUGGAGAAGAAGGGUGCAGAGUCUCAUGAAGAGAAAACAAAUUUUGGGCACUAUGAUGAGCAGGAUUCUGUACAAAAAGGACAUGAAGUUGGUCGACAGGCUGCAGGGGAUUCGCAUAAAAUUGAUCAGGGUGAACAUGCUGUGGAGAAGCAGGUGAAUGGACAAGAGAAAAAAGGAUAUCACCGUAGUGGAUUCGUUAAUAAAUACCACAAAGACGAAUCUGGCGACAAUUCCAGUUUUUAUGAAGACAGCAAUAAUGAAAGUGGACAUAAAGGAUAUGAAGGUCGUGGUGGACAGUAUCAUGAUAAGGCUGCGGAUUCUUAUAAAGAUGGGGUUCAUGAUAAAUCUCAUGCUGGAAAGAACCAAGUUGAUAAGGGUGUUUAUGAUAAAGGAGAAGGGUACAACAACCAAUAUAAUUACGCUGGAGGCCAUGAUGAUAGACGUUAUGAUGACGAUAGGAGGAAGAUCUAUCACGAUGGUGCUGGAAGGUACUAUGAUCAUAACGGAAAUGAGAUCUACUAUUACCGCAGGGAACAGCCUGAUCCUUAUUAUCCUAACGAAUAUUACCCUCACGGCCAACCCCAUUAUGAUGCCUACUAUCCGCGAGACCAGUAUGACACCAGAUAUUACGUUGAUCAGUCGGAUUACCAUAAAGGUGAUGCUUACUACCCUGAGGCUAGGCGCCACUACGAUGAAGCUGGUGACACCUGGGCAGAUUAUUAUAGGGAUGGUUAUUCCACCGGAUAUCAAAAGGGUUAUUUACCACAUGGUGCUCGUCAUCAAGAGUAUUAUAGGAGUUAUUAAAGUUAAUUCCAAUCUAAAGCAGAGCAUACAAAUUUCAAACUUGUCAAUUGCAAUCAAUUUAAGGAGUUAAAUAAAGCACUCAUUAUUACUCAUUAUGAAUUACUAUAUUACU
Molecule: messenger RNA, 1349 nt
Organism: Belonocnema kinseyi
Lineage: Eukaryota; Metazoa; Arthropoda; Insecta; Hymenoptera; Cynipidae
Product: component of gems protein 1-like
Exons: 3
Coding region: 224-1237 (337 amino acids)
Source: RefSeq, a predicted model, not a curated record